Strongylocentrotus purpuratus (purple sea urchin) is the source of this 2313-nucleotide messenger RNA. RefSeq lists its product as uncharacterized. The record is from RefSeq and is a predicted model, not a curated record. Bases 691 to 2313 code for a protein of 540 amino acids. Lineage: Eukaryota; Metazoa; Echinodermata; Echinoidea; Camarodonta; Strongylocentrotidae. The transcript has 2 exons.
AGUUUGGAUGGUAAUUUAGACUGUUAAAGUGUUAAUUAAGCAGAGUGAGAAGAAGUAUUUUUCACAACUUAGUUAUGAGUCAUUUACAGAUUUUGGAGUAAAAAACUGAAGAAAGUAUUUUGUUCUAUUUUUAAUGAGAAACAUUGCGUACUUUUAUGAAAAUGAGGUCAAUUUUAUUGUUGCCCUCAUUGGGGGGAGGUUGUUUCAGCGAAACAUGAAAGUUAUUUGCUUUUUCUAAGAUUUUUGCAAGAUACCGUAUUGACCCUGACCUACUUCUAGGGUCAUGUAAGUGUAUACGUUGCAGAGCACAUUUUUCCACGGAUGUGAUCUGACAUAUCAUUUCAGACGCUUAUUUAGAGGCCAGAAUUCCAGGUUUAGGAAAAUGGCAACGGUAUUUCAGAGUCGCUAGCAAUUUCCGCAAAAGAAGUUGAAUAAAAUUGCUCAACUGGCAUAUCGUUGAGUUCAUAUACAACCAAGCGGAAACCUAGCCCUGUCUUCAUUUUGAGCGUACCAAUUACCUUGCGGGGAUGUCACCACGAAUUAUCACGAAACUUGUGGAGAAAAGACGGGUAUUUUGUCUAUUCAAGUUCGGUAUUCCUUGGUCAAUUUUCCGUGACGGUUUCUUGACAUAAAUUCAAUUUGCAGAAAAAAACUCUCUGUUAUCUCACUUGAAAUGCUUUGUCUAAACGAAUGUUGAUGAAAAUGCUUUGGAAAAUUUGGGCAAUGUGCAUGGUGACAUUAUUUGCACUGAUGUCGGUAUUUUGUGACCGUUCCCAAGUUGCAGCGGUCCAACAGUGUGGGACACGUGGGGGACACUAUAGGGAAAAUUUGACCCUCAACGUGAAACUUGGUGAAACAGCUGUGUUGCCAUGCACGUUGGAAACGAUUUUAGAGAGAAAUCAACAGAUUAAUUGGAGAAGAGGAAGUGGCGACAGUCUGGUCAAAUGCACAACACCAUAUAUCUGCACGUAUUAUCGGCCGCAUGAUUCACGUUUUCAUAUUGUGACAGACUAUGAGAAGGAGUUUAAACUAAAUAUCACAAAUGCUCAGCUUGAUGACACAUCUACUUAUUAUUGCGAUUUGUACAUAAAGAGUUCGCAUUCAUGUGAGGCUUCUAAGGUAUCAUUAAACGUGACUGAACAGUACGUUAGUCCAGUAAAUGAAUCAUCAACUGUUUCAAUAAUCAGUUCAACAGCCAUCUCUGAAAUGAUUACUACAAAUCUUCCGAACGAAUACUCAUCGACGCCAAUUUCAGGGAAACGUCAUGAGACGUUUAUUUAUCUCACAAUGUUCAUAGCAACACUUCUCAUUUUAAUGUUGUUUGCUGCAAUUUGUUGUUGUCUGUUGGUGAAGAAGUUCGAAAUCCAUUUACGACCAAGAAACAGUAGCAGCAGAUGUGUUAACACUGAUGAAAGCAAUGUGCUUGAGAUGACUCGCCGGUCCUCUGUACUACCUGCAAUACCAACGGUACCGAGUCCGUCGAAAGACACUGCGAUGCCAUCAGAUCAGCCCAGGGGAAAUUGCAACUCGAGUUCAAAGCCAAGUUUUGAGAGCCACCUCGGUCAUCCACAAAAACCGGAUGCAGACAUCCAACGUCAAACAAGCUCUGAUCACUCUGGAGAUCUCACUAGUCAAGGAAAGAUGAUACAGACAUAUUCUCAAUUUGAUGAGAAAAUUCCUACCGAUUCUGGGCAUUGCGUCUCUUUACCAAAGUUCGGUUCCGAAGAAUCAUGCUCAGGAGAAUGUCAGUCUGGUUUAGUACCGAUCAUUUCCCCGCUAAAAGUUACGAGAACAUACUUUUCUACAUCGCCUAAACUUCCUUUAGAAUCCACUGCAAAGACUGCCCGGGAAUCAGACGGCAGUAUUUCGAUAUCGAACGGCACCAAUGAUACGCCAAGCCUGUGCGUCAACCAUUUAAACAAGAGGAAUAACGAUGUGUAUACUCAUCCUGUUGACGAUGAAGAGCAUACAUAUUUAGAUAUGAACGGCCAAGGUCCUCCGGUUCCUCCAAUGAACCCUCACAAAAUGUUACCAAGUAUAUCCUCGACAACAACGCACGAACACGAUGCUGUGCAACCUGAACCGGCUCUUGCCGAGUCUGCAACAUCCCAAUCCAGUCCAAUCUCAAUGGAUGGGCAUACCUGGCACAACUUCGAAGGGGACAGGACAAGAAGGGCUCCAGCUGAAAACUUCAGAAAGUACAUCCAAUCCCGUCUUUCUUUCUCGAUUAGACACGGGCAUCGAGAAACAAGAGCUCGACCGGAUAUCGUUGACUUUCCAUCACAUCCUCCACUUCCUACAAGCAUCAAGUAG